GGAAAGAACUUCUGAAGAAAGAGAAGGAGGAGUUUCAGCGUUUGUCCUCCGAGAUGUUGAAACGUCAGAAGGCCCGCGAGCGUCGGGAGGAAGAUCUCAGGAAGCUGAUCAAGGAGGUGGAAGAUGCUGUGAGCCCGCGUCAGACGCUUCGUACUGCCCGACGUCCAGAAAGGCCUAGAAGGUCCGUUUCAGAUGGUCUUAAAGAGACCAAAAAGGCGCCAAAAGAGCUCCGCACGAUGGCAGUGGAACCUGAGCGGAAGGAGAAGCGAAGGAAGGUGCGCGAUGCCGAUGAUGCUGCCGCGAGCCGAUCACCAGUCGAGAGCGCAAAACACCCCCCGAUGCCUCCCAAAGCCCGUUUGGUGAAGGUUCAUAAGGUGGCGCCGUCGCAGGAACCCGUGGUGGACAGAGGCAAAGUCCCUGCACUGUCACCUGGAGACUUUGACUACGAGAUGCCCGAGGAGAUUAAGGAGGGUGAAGCCCCGCUUGAAGACCUGGAGGAAGGCUACUUCGAAGGUGAAGAGGAGGCAGACUUCGUGGAAGAUGCAGAAGAGGAGCCCGAGGUGCACAGCGAGGUGCACAGCGACGCCACCUCUCCCGCAGUGGCCGACGAAGAAGCGCCGGAAGAAGCGCCGGAAGAAGCUCCGGCCGCGGAGCCGGUAGAGCCGGUGGAGGAACCUGUCGAAGAAGCAGCACCAGCAGUGACAGAAGAAGCACCAGAGGAACAGGAUCCCUUGUUCAAGGCAGCUGCCGAUAGCGUGAAAGAGGAAGUUGAGACCGAAGUGCCUGGAUCAGCCGAGGAACGAUGGCAGAUGAUGAGUCGCAGUCCUUCCAGGCGUCGACACGGGCGACACGAGCGGAAGGAGCGGAACGAGCGGAACGAGCGGAACGAGGAUGAACGGCGGAAAGAGCACCAUCGGCGCCAUGUGGAGCGUCGGCGUGCGGAGGUCCGACAGGUUCGUGGAGAAGGUGAGUUGGGUCCCCAGUGUGAUCUUCUGCUAGCAAGACAUCUCGGCUUGAGAAUCUUCAGUCAAGACAGCCAAGGGAGAGAGGAUGUGCAGUUGGAGAUUGUGGAAGACCGUCAGCUUGUGCAGAAAAUCACAGCCAUCAAUUGGCACAACGGCAGUAGCGACACCGGCGCGGAUGCGGCUGGCAUUGCGGCUAAGGUCUUCUCGUGUCAUCACACCUCGUGGUCUGUGCAUUCCUCGGUUCCCUUCGAGCUGUUGGAGAUUCCAUCGACCAAAAACCACACGGCGACGCCCGUGGGCAACGAGGUCUAUGUCUUUGGUGGUUAUGAUGGACAGAAGAACCACAACGAGUUGUACGUUUUUGACCUCCACUCCUUGGAAUGGAGACAACCCGAAGUGAUGGGGGCGAAGCCCAGCGGCCGAAAUGGCCAUUCGGCCACGCUGCUGGGGGAGUCCAUUCUCAUCCUUGGUGGAUGGCUUGGGAAUGGGCCACUGGCUGCUGGUGAUAUGCACCUCUUGCAGCUGAAUCCUUUGAAAUGGGUUUUGCCCAGAUUCAGCGGCGAACCACCAGGCCCUUGCAACAUGCACACGGCGGAUUUGCUGGGAUCAAAUCUACUGGUCUUCCGGGGAGGUGACGGGCGAGCGUAUUUGAAUGAUCUACAUGGCCUCGACCUGGUCACUGAGAGCUGGUUCCCGGUGAAGACGGCGGGGGAGCAGCCACCGCCACGGGCCAACCAUGCCUCGGCGGUGGACGAGUUCCGGCUCUACAUCUUCGGGGGCUGGGACGGUGGGAAACGGCUGAAUGAUCUGUAUGUGCUGGACACCACCGACAAUGUGUGGACGAUGCUCAGACCCAGUGGCUAUGCACCACAGGCGCGGGCCGGCAUGACCUUGUCCAUCAUCCGGGACUGCCUCUAUCUCUUUGGAGGUUCCGGUCAUACCACCCGCCGCUGGGCCGCUGGGCGAAGUGAAUCCCUGACUGAGGAGAUCUGGGACAACGGGGUGCUGAUUUCCAGCAGCUCACCCGGCAUAUCGACGGCCUUGAGCUGUGCAUUGGGCCAUGGCAACGUGGUCUUUGAGGCGGUGCCCAUCUGGUCCAUGGUGGCUGCCUGUCAUGGCCGCGCAGUGGUGCUCCAGGUGGAUGGCAUUUGGCGCCUGACCCCUCCCCACGUCUUAGAUCUGACCUCUGCGCAGGAGAGACACAGCAGCUACAUCUCGAUAGCCGAGGGUCUGGCGAACCAAAGUCUGAGCGAAGGCUUUCAGCGUGAAUCAGCCCAGGGCCGGCCACGGAGAUUUGUGGAUGCAGAUGGAGGCUGCUUCAUGCUUCAGCUGACUACCAAUGAGCCUCGGGCGCUUGAAUCAUGAAAAGUAAGACAGAG
Molecule: messenger RNA, 2344 nt
Organism: Cladocopium goreaui
Lineage: Eukaryota; Dinophyceae; Suessiales; Symbiodiniaceae
Source: the annotation of a GenBank genome assembly